Molecule: messenger RNA, 822 nt
Organism: Rhizophagus irregularis DAOM 181602=DAOM 197198
Lineage: Eukaryota; Fungi; Glomeromycota; Glomeromycetes; Glomerales; Glomeraceae
Source: RefSeq, a predicted model, not a curated record
AUGCGUACUGAAAAGAUCGUAGAAAAGUUCGUACAAAAAUACGAACAAGAUUUUUAUAAUCUCAUAAAUUCGAACCUAUCCCCCAAGCUACCGCCAAUGAAAAAUGGAAAAAUCCCACGUCCAUGCAACGCUUUUUUCCAAUUCAGGCCACUUGUAUCAUCUUAUGCAUUGGAAAAGAAAUUAUCAAUAAAAGACGAAGAUACGCUCAUAAUUUUAUCUUCCGCUCAAGGUUAUUUGGGCAAGGUCGCAUCUAAACUAUGGAAGAAACUCCCCUCUGAUAAAAAGGUCAUAUUUACAAAAUUAUUUGAACAAGCCAAAGAAUAUGUUACAACGACUUAUCCAGAUUAUAGAUACAGACCUAAUAGACCAAAAUCCAUUUUUAAGGCGGAUCCUCAAAAGAAAAAACUCAAAAAGGUCAGAUCCGCACGCGGUAAUGCUAAUAAAAAUAGAAACAUUGUAGAAGUUGAAAAUAAUACCAAUCCUCCCACUUCAAUUGAUAAUCUUGAUCUGCAAAUGAACGUAGAUUUAUCAACUUUUCAACCAUCCAUCUUUUCUUUACAAGAUGAUGUUAGUGAUUAUAUUCCUCAAGUAAUCCAAUAUCAAUAUGAUUGGGAUUCUGUUUCUUCACCUCCACUUGCUUACCCCACUCCAAGCCUUUCGCCAGCUUCAACUGUAGUUAAUGAUUCGGACAUAAUUAAUGAUCCAGAAGGUUUUCCCUUUGCGGUAGCAAAUAACAUUUCUUAUAUCAAUAAUACUCUAUAUCCUGUAUCUGACGAUUUGAUAUUCCCUAUGAAUAAUUUGAGUUUCGAUAGUUUUAACUAA